AUCCUCUCAUUCUUUUGUGCUCUCCAAAGAAUAUACAAAACAAAAACAAUCAAAAUUUUUCCAUCAAAGUUUUUUUUUUGAAAAUUUGAUUAUCAAGAAAUAAUGUAAACUUCAAAAACGCACUGCGAAUACACAGGCGAUGGAACCAAGUCGCACGAGAGUUUGCAUUUGUUAUUUAAUAUCGACAUUUCUAAUUGGUUUCUUCAUCUACAUACUGGUCUCGAGCAAUUUGGAGAACAGUCGCAAACUCGGCCGACUGCGUGAGGAGGUCGACGAGAUAGCGCACGUGGUGCUGCACACGGCGCCGGGGCAAGGUGACACAAAGCACUUAAAUGAGAUCGUUGACGGCAUACUGAAGAAGCGGCUCGCCGGCAUCUGGGAUGAUUUGUACACGAUGAAAAAGCAGUUGCGUCUAACCGAAUGCGUCGGCCGCACGUCAACGGGCGCACGCACCAUGACGGCGGAGGGUGAGAGCGGCGCCUUAAUGGAGCGCACUAUGCCGGCGCGUAUCAAUUAUGCAGCGGAAGAGUUGGGCGCCAAGGUGCAGGAUGUAAACGCCGAGCCGCUGGAUGGUGGCAAUCUGGUGCGAUCAGUGCUCGGGCUGCAGUACAGCGCAAAUCCGCCUAUAAAUAUGCUAAAGCCCGGCAUGGAACCGGGCAAUUGUUUUGCUUUCAAGCGCGCCAAGGCGGUGGUGACGAUCAAGCUGGCGCAGGCGAUAUUUGUGGAGAGUUUCGAGUUGGAGCAUCUGUGCAAGGGCAAUGCGCCCAAUAAUGAUACAACGAGUGCGCCGAAGGAGUUUGAGGUUUACGGCAUCACAGCCACUUCAUGGAAGGAAGCGAAAAUUGGUGAUUUCACUUACACAAAUCAGCAUCCGCCUGCGCAGUAUUAUGAGGUGAAGACUGAAUGCAAAUACCUUUAUAUGCGUUUCAAGUUCAAGUCGAAUCACGGGCAUCCGGAAUACACCUGCGUCUACCGCAUUGCAGUCUAUGGGCGUAGCCAGAAGUGAGCAAUAGGUGACGCAUUUUCGAGUAGUCUUUAACUAAAUGACGACAGGUUUUGACACCAUCCACAUAUUUGUAGGUUUUAUCACUCAUAUAGGGUAUAUUAUAUACAUACGUACAUAUGUGCGGUAAAUAGUAUUUAUUACAACUUUUUUAUGGCGCAGGUAAAAUAUUUGUUAAAGAAAAUUGUUAACUUUUCGUGCUUACACUUAUGUUUGGUAUAUUUUUUACACUAUUACUAAAACAUACACUGAGAAAAAUAUUUUUUUGUUUUACAUAAGUGCUAUGUUAAUCGUAUUUUUUAUAAUUCUUGUAAUUUAUUCCGUUGAAAUAUAUUAAAU
Molecule: messenger RNA, 1342 nt
Organism: Bactrocera oleae (olive fruit fly)
Lineage: Eukaryota; Metazoa; Arthropoda; Insecta; Diptera; Tephritidae
Gene: spag4
Product: sperm-associated antigen 4
Cellular component (GO): meiotic nuclear membrane microtubule tethering complex; nuclear envelope
Molecular function (GO): protein-membrane adaptor activity
Source: RefSeq, a predicted model, not a curated record